Octopus sinensis (East Asian common octopus) is the source of this 444-nucleotide messenger RNA. Its product is annotated as DNA polymerase epsilon subunit 3-like. NCBI's taxonomy places the organism in Eukaryota, Metazoa, Mollusca, Cephalopoda, Octopoda, Octopodidae. The coding region runs from base 1 to 444 and encodes 147 amino acids. Gene Ontology annotation, cellular component: epsilon DNA polymerase complex; CHRAC. The record is from RefSeq and is a predicted model, not a curated record. Gene Ontology annotation, biological process: leading strand elongation; DNA damage response; heterochromatin formation. Gene Ontology annotation, molecular function: protein heterodimerization activity; chromatin DNA binding. The transcript is spliced from 4 exons.
AUGUUACUCUUUGAUUUUGCUGUGGUAAUUUCAUCUCUUUAUUCCACUAUAUUCUUUUUUCAGAUACCUGAUGGUGUAAAUGUAUCAAAAGAGGCUCGAUUAGCCAUUUCCAAAGCAGCCAGUGUUUUUGUUCUCUAUGCUACAUCUUGUUCCAAUAAUUUUGCAUUAAGGUCAAAGAGGAAAACCAUCAAUGCUCAGGAUGUGUUGUCAGCCAUGCAGGACAUGGAGUUUGAUCAGUUUUUAGACCCUUUGAAGUUAUGUCUAGAUUCAUUCCGCAGAGAACAACAAGGAAAGAAGGAAGCCUCUGAGAAGAGGAGGAAAGCUAAAGAGGAGACUAUUGUGAUAGAUGAUGAAGAGGAAGGUGAUGAGAAUGAGGAUGAAGAAGAAGAUGGAAGUAUGGAGGAAGAAGAACUGGACUCUAAAGAUGAUUUUAGGAUUGAUUAG